This is a messenger RNA of Nerophis ophidion (straightnose pipefish), 2691 nucleotides long. Its product is annotated as ATP-dependent 6-phosphofructokinase, muscle type-like. Gene Ontology annotation, molecular function: AMP binding; monosaccharide binding; 6-phosphofructokinase activity. Gene Ontology annotation, cellular component: cytoplasm; membrane; 6-phosphofructokinase complex. NCBI's taxonomy places the organism in Eukaryota, Metazoa, Chordata, Actinopteri, Syngnathiformes, Syngnathidae. The transcript has 22 exons. Gene Ontology annotation, biological process: fructose 6-phosphate metabolic process; fructose 1,6-bisphosphate metabolic process; canonical glycolysis. The record is from RefSeq and is a predicted model, not a curated record. The coding region runs from base 85 to 2427 and encodes 780 amino acids.
GCUUGGACUGGUCGAGCAGCCUCAACCUCUUCCUCCUCCUCCCUUUUAAUAGAGAACCUCAGACGGCUUGGGUCCUCUGGAAACAUGUCAAAGGAUCUUCACCCCACCAUGGACCCCACAAAGAUGGGAUCUGGUCGCUCCAUUGCUGUGCUGACGUCAGGAGGAGAUGCUCAAGGUAUGAAUGCUGCUGUGAGAGCUACAGUCAGAGUUGGUCUCUACACUGGAGCCAAAGUCUACUUUGUUCAUGAGGGCUACCAGGGCCUGGUGGAUGGAGGGGACAACAUUCGUCCUGCUACAUGGGAGAGUGUUUCCAUGAUGCUUCAGUUGGGAGGAACUGUCAUUGGCAGUGCCCGCUGCAAAGACUUUAGAUCCAGGGAGGGUCGCAUGAAAGCGGCCUGCAACCUGGUGAAGCUGGGCAUCACCAACUUGUGUGUGAUAGGAGGUGACGGAAGCCUCACCGGGGCCAAUGAGUUCAGGACAGAGUGGAGCGGACUUCUGGCUGACUUGGUCCGAGCUGGUAAAAUUACGGCAGAUGAAGCCAAAAAAUCCUCUCACUUGAACAUCGUGGGCAUGGUUGGCUCCAUCGACAACGACUUCUGUGGUACCGACAUGACCAUUGGUACUGACUCAGCCCUGCACCGCAUCAUAGAGGUGGUGGACGCCAUCACCACAACCGCACAGAGUCACCAGAGGACCUUCAUACUGGAGGUGAUGGGCAGACACUGUGGGUACCUAGCCUUGGUGACUGCUCUGGCCUGUGGUGCAGACUGGGUCUUCAUUCCAGAGAUGCCACCAGAUGAUGGCUGGGACAACCAUCUAUGCAGGAGGCUGGCAGAUCAAAGGGCCAGAGGUUCUCGUCUCAAUGUGAUCAUUGUGGCAGAGGGAGCUAUUUCCAGAGAUGGCAAACCGAUCUCAUCUGACAAAAUUAAAAAGCUGGUGACUGACAGUCUUGGCUUCGAUACGCGCACCACUGUCCUUGGACACGUGCAGAGGGGAGGAACGCCCUCUGCCUUUGACAGAAUCCUUGGCAGCAGAAUGGGAGUAGAGGCGGUGAUGGCGCUUUUGGAGGCCACACCAGAUACCCCAGCCUGCGUGGUCAGCCUCUCUGGGAACCAAGCGGUCAGGCUGCCGCUCAUGGAGUGCGUGCAAGUGACCAAAGAUGUGACUGCUGCCAUGGCUGAAGGCAGAUUUGAGGAUGCUAUCAAGCUCAGAGGAAAGAGCUUUGAAAACAACUGGAACACAUACAAGCUGCUGGCCCACAUUAACCCCCCAGAUGUUAAAAGCAACAUCAACGUAGCCAUUAUGAAUAUUGGCGCUCCUUGUGCUGGCAUGAAUGCAGCAGUGCGUUCAGCAGUCAGAAUGGGCAUCAUCCAGGGUCACAACAUGUUGGCAGUUCACGAUGGCUUUGACGGCCUCGCACAUGGACAGGUAGAGCCAAUCAACUGGACUUCCGUGAGUGGCUGGACUGGAAUGGGAGGCUCCCAGUUGGGCACCAAGAGGACUCUUCCAGGUAAAUUUAUGGAGGACAUCAGCCAGAACAUUGCAAAGUUUAACAUCCAUGCCUUGGUGAUCAUUGGAGGAUUUGAGGCCUAUGUGGGAGGUCUGGAGCUAGUCCAGGCCCGAGAGAAAUACGAGGAAAUGUGUAUCCCUAUGGUGGUUAUCCCUGCCACCGUUUCCAACAAUGUUCCUGGCUCUGACUUCAGCAUUGGCGCCGACACCGCUCUCAACACGAUCACCUCUACGUGUGACAGGAUUAAACAGUCAGCAGCAGGGACCAAACGUCGCGUUUUCCUCAUUGAGACGAUGGGUGGCUACUGUGGCUAUUUGGCCACUAUGGCAGGCCUGGCUGCCGGGGCUGACGCUGCCUACAUCUUUGAGGAAAAAUUCAACAUUAAAGAUCUGGAGGUGAAUGUUGAGCAUCUUUUGGAGAAGAUGAAGACAACGGUAAAAAGAGGCCUGGUUCUCAGGAACGAGAACUGUAAUGCCAACUACACCACAGACUUCAUCUUCAAUUUAUACUCGGAAGAAGGAAAAGGCAUCUUUGACUGUCGCAAGAAUGUCCUGGGACACAUGCAGCAGGGCGGUACUCCAACACCUUUUGACAGGAACUUCGGCACUAAGAUGGGUGCCAAGUCGGUCCUGUGGGUCACUGAAAAGCUUAAAGAGUGCUAUAGACACGGUCGUAUCUUUGCAAAUACGCCAGCCUCUGCCUGUGUGCUAGGCAUGAAGAAGCGGGCGCUCACCUUCCAGCCCUUGGCUGAUUUAAAGGAAGACACCGAUUUUGAACACCGCAUUCCAAAAACACAGUGGUGGCUAAAGAUCAGGCCGAUCAUGAAGAUCCUGGCUAAGUACAACAUCCAACUGGACACAUCCGAACAUGCCGACAUGGAGCAUGUGAUCAAGAAGAGUACUACCCUCGGAAAUUAAGGGGACACCGAUGAAUGACACUCUGUAUUUUGGUCGAAAAGUGUUUCCUUUAUCGGUCUACUUUACACAAGAAACAGGGUUUCAAAAGAAAGAUUAAAUAUUAUAUUUUGAACUUUUUCGUAUGAUUUGGCAUAUAAUUUGGACAUUUAAAAUAGACUUGGUAAGUUGCGAUGACAACCCCCAAAUGGUUAUGUAAUUGUUGGGGUUUGUAUGUCACUUUGUUUGUUAGAUCAAAGAUUAAAGAUACUAAUAUACAAACACACA